AAGAGAUCCUAAGUUAUUUAUAUCCCCGCUCAACAUAUACUAAAAAAUAAUAAAUAAUGAAAACAAUGUUCUCCAAACUUUUGUCGUUUCAUUAUUGUGAAAGUAGAAAAUGCGACAAAUCAAAGCUUGAAAUGUUCAACAAUAUUGAAGUCUUCUCAUCGUCCCAACAUCUUAAAUAUACUUUCAGUUCUUUCGAUCUAAUUUCUUAAUUCAACUUUAAGAUGGAGCGUUUGAGGAAGACUCUUGUGGGUCUCACGGUGAUCAUCAUAUUAUCAACACCGGCCUCAGCAGUCUCACUAGCCAAACCCGGUUGUGAUGAAUGGUGCGGCGACUUACGAAUUCGGUAUCCAUAUGGAGUAAAAGAAGGAUGUUAUCUCAACCAAACAUUCUUAAUUACAUGCGACAAAGCCUUUAGCCCUCCAAAGGCGUUUCUAAUGGAUACAAACAUUAGUGUUACCAAUAUAUCACUCAAUGGUGAGCUCCACAUGUUGCAGCCCAUAGUACGAUAUUGCCAUGAGGGAGUGCAAUUAGGAGGUGGUUCUUUUAUCCCCAACAUAACCAACCUUACGGCACCGCCGACGUUAUCAAUUGCGGAUGGCAAAAAUAAGUUCAUCGCCAUCGGUUGCAGUACGUUUGGUUUGUUCACAGGGAUGCUAAAGGGAAGUGAAUUUCUAACUGGGUGUGUUGCGUUAUGUACGAAUAAUAGUUCUAUAGUUGAUGGGUCGUGUUCUGGGACUGGAUGUUGUGAGUUGAAUAUUCCUAAUGGGUUGAGGAGUUUGAGUUUGGCUGUGGGUCAACUGUUGGAUGAUCGUAAUGGAACUUUUGUGAAGUAUAAUCCAUGUGGGUAUGCUUUUGUGGUUGGAGAAGAAGGAUUUAAGUUUAAAUCAAGUUAUAUUGAUAAUUUUGAAGAUAGGGAAGUUGUGGCUGUGGUUGAUUGGAGCAUUGGAAAUGAAACAAUAAUUGAUAUUUGUGGAUUAAAUAGUAUAAGGAAUAGCAGUUUUUCUGAUGAUAGAUCUCAAUAUCGUUGCGAAUGUUUGGAUGGUUAUGAAGGAAAUCCAUAUCUCCCUCGAGGAUGUGAUCAAGAUAUAAAUGAAUGCGAGCAUAAAUGGCUGAAUGACUGCACGCACGAAUGCAUUAACACAAGAGGAAGCUAUACUUGCAAAUGUCCUAAAAAUUAUAAAGGAGAUGGAAGACGAGGGGAAGAUCGACAGGGCUGCACUCGAGAUUCCAAGACUAUUCCCAUCAUAAUCGGAAUUGGAGUAGGGUUCACUGUUUUACUAAUUGGUAGCACAUGGAUAUUCUUGGGUUACAAAAAGUGGAAGUUCAUCAAAAGGAAAGAGAAAUUUUUUAGAGAAAAUGGAGGUUUCAUACUUCAACAACAACUUUCUCAAAGGCAAUCCGUCCCAAAUGAAAUGGUCAGAAUUUUCACCCAAGAAGAAUUGGCGAAGGCCACAAACAACUACGACAAUAGCACUAUUGUUGGCAAAGGUGGGUACGGUACGGUUUACAAAGGAAUCUUAGAAGAUGGCUUGGCAGUGGCAAUCAAGAAAUCGAAACUUAUAGAACAAUCCCAAACUGAUCAAUUCAUUAACGAAGUUAUUGUUUUGUCUCAAAUCAACCAUCGCAACGUGGUUAGACUCUUGGGAUGUUGUUUAGAGACGCAAGUCCCAUUGUUGGUGUAUGAGUUUGUAACCAAUGGCACCCUCUUUGAACACAUCCAUGACAAAACCAAGCAUGCUUCUCUUUCGUGGGAAGCCCGUUUAAAAAUAGCCUUGGAGACUGCAGGUGUGCUUUCGUAUUUACAUUCUUCAGCUUCCACUCCAAUUAUUCAUAGAGAUGUCAAGACGUCCAACAUACUUUUAGACAAUAAUUACACUGCAAAGGUAUCUGAUUUUGGAGCGUCAAAGUUGGUUCCAAUGGAUCGAACACAAGUAUCCACGUUGGUGCAAGGGACAUUAGGGUAUUUAGACCCAGAGUACUUAUUGACAAGCAAGUUGACAGAGAAGAGUGAUGUUUAUAGUUUUGGAAUAGUGUUGUUAGAGCUUAUAACUGGGAAAAAAGCGGUGUGUUUUGAUGGGCCAGAAGAGGAGAGGAACCUAGCAAUGUAUGUGCUUUGUGCAAUGAAAGAAGAUCGGUUGGAAGAAGUUGUGGAGAAAGCAAUGAUGGUGAAAGUGGGAAGAUUUGAGGAAGUUAAACAAGUGGCCAAGGUAGCAAUGAAAUGCUUGAAAAUUAAAGGGGAAGAGCGGCCCAGCAUGAAAGAAGUGGCUAUGGAGUUGGAGGGAGUGCGAUCGAUGCAAGUUCAACAUUAAUGGGCUAAUAAUAAUAAUUUGUCCAACGAUGAGGAAACAAUAUGUUUAUUGGAUGUUGAAGCUUCAGACUCAAAGAAUUUUGCUUCGCGUGGCACUAUGAGUGUCGUUGGGGAUAGCAUAAAAGCUUCAACUUUGCCACACAUUCACCAGGGAAGAUGAUUUUAUCUUAGUUAUAUAUAUACUUCCUUAAAUAUAAUUAAGAGGAGAAUGUUCGUAUAGAAUUUAGAUUGACUUCUGCAAUAAUUCUAUUUUUUUUCAAUAUAUAUUUUGAAAUUCAGAUGAGAAAUGUGUACGUAUAUGCUACAUUAUUGUGAAACUUGAUAUAUAUUGUUGUUGUAUAAUAAUGCUUAACCGGUUGAUUUA
Cucumis melo (muskmelon) is the source of this 2672-nucleotide messenger RNA. RefSeq names its product wall-associated receptor kinase 2-like. Gene Ontology annotation, biological process: protein phosphorylation; cell surface receptor signaling pathway. Gene Ontology annotation, cellular component: plasma membrane. NCBI's taxonomy places the organism in Eukaryota, Viridiplantae, Streptophyta, Magnoliopsida, Cucurbitales, Cucurbitaceae. The record is from RefSeq and is a predicted model, not a curated record. Bases 222 to 2309 code for a protein of 695 amino acids. Gene Ontology annotation, molecular function: ATP binding; calcium ion binding; protein serine/threonine kinase activity. The transcript is spliced from 3 exons.